AUGAUCUCCGCAAGCCGCGUCCACUUCCUCCUCUACGGCGUUGGGUGCUUCUGGUCCCUACUCGUAUGGUGUGUCGCCGCCGGCCUCGUGGGCAAGUGGAACAGUAUGACCUACUAUGACUCGUACUACAGGUUUGACAGCGCAAAUGCCGUACUUGCAUGGGGCCUCCUCUUGUGGCUGUACUACACUGCAGCCCUCGCUGUACUCAUGUUCGUGUCACCCGCCAACCCGUUCCUCUCCAUCAUCGCCGACGUUUGCAUCCUCUUCUUCUUCUUCGUCUUUGGUAUCGGCUCGGUCGGCUCCCUCUCUUCUGUUGCAGGGGCGUUCCGUGCUUACUCGGGCUACACCGGUGUCUCUAGCUUCGGGAGCCUCGGUAACGCUACCAUCGCCCUCGGAUGGCUGCUCGUAUUCAUCGUCCUCGGCACCCUCAUCUUCGAGGUGUACUACACCGUCAUCAACUAUGGCAAGGACAUGUCUGUUUGGCGCCAGAGCUUCCACGACCUCACCACUGGUGGUAUGCCCCGUGGAGAGAAGCCCCCCGCCGCGCCGCCCGUCAACGUCGCCUCGUCGUCGGCCGUCUAG
Messenger RNA from Cutaneotrichosporon cavernicola, 582 nucleotides. RefSeq lists its product as uncharacterized. The transcript has 3 exons. NCBI's taxonomy places the organism in Eukaryota, Fungi, Basidiomycota, Tremellomycetes, Trichosporonales, Trichosporonaceae. Bases 1 to 582 code for a protein of 193 amino acids. The record is from RefSeq and is a predicted model, not a curated record.